AUGGCGGACACGAUUCUGACCUCAGAGAAACCUUCAAAUCCUUCCCCUCUCGAUCCUCCUUCCCGCUUCAUCUGCCACGUUUGCCAGAAGCAAUUUUCACAUUACACGUGUCCUCGAUGCAAUUCUCGCUACUGUUCUCUUCCCUGCUAUAAGUCGCAUAGUGAGAGAUGCACAGAGUCGUUUAUGAGAGAAAAUGUGAUGGAAGAGAUGAAGCAGAUGGAAGCGGAUGAUGAAACGAAGCGGAAAAUGCUCGAUAUUUUGAAACGGUUCCAUUCUGAGGAGCAAGAAGAAAUGGAUAAUGGCAUGGACGAUGAUGAAGAUGAUGAUCAUAUGGAUGGUUCUGUUCUUUCUGAGGAGACUAUUCAGAAGGUGUUGUCUGGUGGUCCAAUCAAUUUUGAUGAUUUAUCGGUAGAAGAGAAGAAAUGUUUCCAAAGAGCUGUGGCAUCUGGAGAACUCAGCAAGUUGAUCGAACCAUGGGAUCCGUGGUGGUUGAAGUCUUCUGCUAGAACUAUUUCUCUUAGCAAGGAAGGAACCAGACUUGUCCAGCCACUUGUAAAAGAGGAAGCAUCGUCAUCUCAUCAGAAUGAUGGUGCAGGAGGCCAACCUAGUGAGAUUCCUCCUGGCCCUGAUAACCCAUUACCUCCUCUCAGGAAGCUUAUUUCUAAAGACCCAUCACCCUUCGUAGCCAUUCACUUGGUUGACAUUAUAUAUAGCUACUGCUUCACACUACGCCUCUACAAUGGAGAUUGGCAAUCAGAUGCCAUAGGAUCAGCAACCGUGGUAUUGAGUGUCUCCUCUGUCUUAGGUCAAGCUGGGCAGCCAGAAACUGUGCUGGAAGCUCUGUCAUAUUGUUUGGAGAGAACUUGCUCUCCGGAGUAUAAACACAUGGGUGGAUUGCAAUUUGGAAUGGGCCUCGUCGAUGAUGUGCAACAUUUACUUUCACUUGGUGGCCCUGCUUUAAUCUGCUUGCUCUAUGAUCUACAGAAGAUGCUUCGGGCCGGAGAGGAGGAGCUGAAAGCUGAGAAAACGAGAAACUCAAAGUCAGACAUCCGAAGUAAGCUGAAGCUUGCCGAGCGGAAGGUCUAUUUCAUAAUGUGCUGGGUGCAUGAGCAGCCAGGGGAAGCCUGGUCCUCAUUAGCUGCCAUCGUAGGGGCAGAAAAAAGUUCAGCCAUGGAUAGAGGAGGUAAAAAUGCUCCAGCAGCAACAAAUAAAACGGAAUUCAGGGGAAAGGUUUUGAUCGAGGAAUUGUAG
This is a messenger RNA of Dovyalis caffra, 1251 nucleotides long. The record is from the annotation of a GenBank genome assembly. Lineage: Eukaryota; Viridiplantae; Streptophyta; Magnoliopsida; Malpighiales; Salicaceae.